Harpegnathos saltator (Jerdon's jumping ant) is the source of this 1689-nucleotide messenger RNA. RefSeq names its product RNA guanine-7 methyltransferase (gene Rnmt). Gene Ontology annotation, biological process: 7-methylguanosine mRNA capping. Bases 205 to 1275 code for a protein of 356 amino acids. Gene Ontology annotation, cellular component: nucleus. Gene Ontology annotation, molecular function: mRNA 5'-cap (guanine-N7-)-methyltransferase activity. The transcript has 6 exons. The record is from RefSeq and is a predicted model, not a curated record. Lineage: Eukaryota; Metazoa; Arthropoda; Insecta; Hymenoptera; Formicidae.
UUCAAUCCAUAGUAUCUUACGGGCGAUAAAAUACCUUUAAAUUAAUACGGUACUGAGGCUCCCACAGCGUUUGCUCAAUGCGCACGCCCGGAAAUUCUCUGAAUCUCUCAGCACUGAGGGUCACGCACUCGCCCACACUCGCCUAGAGAUCGUGCGCCUCGCCGACCGCGAGAACGCCAGUGCCGGGAAACCAGACCGCCCGCCAUGCAGGAUCGGCUGCAUUCCCGAACAGUUGCUGAACAUUAUAAUGCGUUGGAGGAGAAAGGUCUACGACAAAGAAAUCAAAGUCGGAUUGUAUAUAUGAGAAAUUUCAACAAUUGGAUCAAAAGCAUGCUCAUAAAUGAGUACAUAGGCAAAGUGAAACAAACUAAAAAUCACGGUGCCUCCUUGAGGGUAUUGGACAUGUGCUGUGGGAAGGGUGGUGAUUUACUCAAAUGGAAGAAAGCCAACAUCACACACUUGAUUUGCGCGGAUAUAGCGGAGGUGUCCCUAGAGCAAUGUCAACAACGGUACAAUGACAUGACGAGUAGGAGUUCCAACGACCGAGGUUUUGCUCCUAUUUAUACUGCUGAGUUCAUUACAGCAGACUGCACAAAGGUUCGUUUGAGGGAGAAGUAUAAGGAUCCCAGCAUGCAGCUGGAUUUUGUGAGCUGUCAGUUUGCGUUCCACUACAGCUUCGAGUCCUUGUCACAGGCGGAAUGUAUGCUGAGAAACGCCAGUGAGACUCUGAGGCCAGGAGGCUUCUUCGUAGGCACCAUUCCGGAUGCAUAUGAUUUGGUUUCCCGGUGGCAGAAAUGCGACGACAACAAAUUCGGCAAUGACGUGUAUAGCAUCGACUUUUUAUGCGAAGACAAAGAACGACCGCCGCUUUUCGGCGCCAAGUAUAAUUUCCACCUGGAGGGAGUGGUCGAUUGCCCAGAGUUCUUGGUGCAUCUGCCCACCCUACGUAAAUUGGCUUUGAAGAACGGUCUCGAGUUGGUAGCAUUCGAAAGGUUCGAUACGUUUUAUGAACGUUUCAAGGACGAAGGCAGAUCCCUGUUGGGUAACAUGCAAGCGUUAGAAACGUAUCCGCCGUUUCACGAGGUGCCGCUGCUCGGCAAUUCGGAGCAGGAUUAUCAGCACGCCGUUCAGUACAUGCAGAACCUGCCUGAUCAUCGUAAAAUCGGCACCCUCUCGCAGUCGGAAUGGGAUGUCACUUCGUUGUAUGCAGUGUUCGCAUUUCGAAAGAUGAAGACAGUCUGGAACAGCGAGGGAAAGGCGGAGUAUGUGGCGUGAAGUUUGUGUAAAACUUGUCGGAGCCACUUAUGAUGAAAACAAAAUUAAUUAAAAGUAUCUGUGGAGUAUCAAUUGAGUCUAUGAAGGAUGUUCAAUCUGACAUAUUGUUGAUCGGCUUUUCAGCAUUCUUUUAACUUCCGUUCUUGGCUAUAUGAUAAUCAAUUAUGAAAAGAAAUUUGUUUUGUUACAAUAACUGCCGCAGAAAAUGCCGCAAACGCAGGUAUUUAAAUAAAAGUGAACGAAGUGAUGUAUAUUUAACCCUUUGCGGUCGGAGCCGCCCGACGAGCGAGCGUUGGUCUCAAAUUUCUUUCAAAGGAAACUUGACUCUUUAGUCUACUAUACCCAUGCGUAUGUUAUCGUUCAGAAAGAUAGACGUACGCGAGCCGCUUCAUAAUACGUCUCCGCAGCUGUAAA